AUGUCCUACACUCUGCCGCUGCCUCAAGGUUGUGCCAUCUGCAUCAACACGACUUGGGACGGAUUCUUUUCUUUGGCAGAGGACCACCAAUGUUUCCUCGGCUCCUCAACAGUUCCAUCCAUUCGAAGCCCCUUUUCCCUCGUCCAGGUAUCAAUAUAUGGGCAAGAUAAAUCAUCCAUUUCACUCACCAAUAGUCCUGUAAAUCGACCUCCCUAUGACCAUCAAUGCAGAGAGGUAGAACACCAUGAAGAGGGGUCGGAGCCUUGCGAUAUCUGCACCCUUGAUGCGACGACUCCUCAUAUCAAAGAUGAUUGUGAGGACCACAAAGACCAGAAAGGCGAUGAUCUGAGCCACCAGUCCAAUGAUGAGAACGUUUCGCCCGAGCUUGACUGCGUCCCUGUUCGAGGUGUUUGUAGAGAAUAUCGAUAUUCCUCCUGUUUGUGUCAAGACGCAGACGAUGUCGAGAAAGACAAAGAGUUUGGUGAUGAUGAAAAUUCAAAGCUUACAUUCGACCGACAAUCAUGUAAUCUGAGACAAAGCAUGUCAACGGGGGCUCUGGGAAAGCAUUCACACGUCACUCGGAAAGACCCACUCAUUCUGGAUGGCAAGUACCUGCAUCACCGUAGCAGCAAUGAUUGCCCACAUAUAGCCGGCUUUGCCUCGUAUAGCUUGAUAGGUCUAAACGGCACCAGGGGAACACGCAUACCGCAUCCGGAUUCAGAGUGGAACCAAAAUGUAUGCAUUAACUCGGAAGCGGGCUUCAGAGGAGAC
Messenger RNA from Acaulospora colombiana, 771 nucleotides. Lineage: Eukaryota; Fungi; Glomeromycota; Glomeromycetes; Diversisporales; Acaulosporaceae. The record is from the annotation of a GenBank genome assembly.